AUAACUUCCUGUUGUGUUUCACGUGUAUUGCAGCAUGUUUAAUUUUUAUUAUGAAAUUAAUUUAUAGUCUUUACACUACGGUACUUGAGUUAGUUUGAUGAAUUAAAUGUUGUUCAAACAUUGUGCACCUGUGUUUUCUGCCAACUGGUUAGGCAGAAACCGUUUCGCAUUAAUUGAGGGCUUGAAAUUCAAAACUACCAGGUCCACCAUGCCUAAAAAUAAAACAAAUUGUGCGAAGCUGAAACACAUCAAGUACAAGGAAGGGAGAGGGGGACAGUUUCCAACACCAUCUGUGAUCGAUGUGCAGGUGAUUGGAAGUGGAGGCAGAGGGACUCCCCAGUCUGUUGUCAUUGGAACAGAUCACUCGAAUUAUCUGUUCAAUAGUGGUGAGGGAGUUCAGAGAAUAAGUUCCGAGCACAAAGUACGGUUAUCAAAAGUCGAAAACAUUUUCUUCACACAUAAAAGUUGGAAAAAUAUUGGUGGAUUGCUGGGUUUAGUACUCACAUUAGAAGGAACCAAUGUUCCAAAGGUCACAAUACACGGACCUACUGGUGUGGAAGACAUUCUGAAAAUGGUAACUGCAUUUGCUGAUUCAAAAACAAGUAUACAGAUCGAUAAGAAGAAUGCAGAUAGUCUGUAUUUUGAAGACUCAGCUUUUAGAAUAGACUACGUUGAACUGCACAAACACUCAGGUUCUGAUGAAGACCGGGUGAACUCCGACACGUGUUUGUCUGACCAGACUGAAUCAGAUGAACCAGACAAAAAGAAACAAAAGCUGGAUCUGGAGGAUGUAUCUAUCGCUUACGUCUGCAAGGCCCAUCCAUCUGCUAGGAAAAUAGACUUUGAAAAAUGUGUCGAACUAGGCAUUGAAAAACCUGGGCCUGUAAUUGGAAAGUUAAAAGCUGGUGAGAUUGUUACACUGGAAAAUGGCACAGUGAUUCAUCCUGAACAAGUACUGAGCCCAGCUGGAAAACCUGUUAACAUAAUUGUUAUCGAUUGUCCGUCUGAUUCAUUUCUGUGUGCAGUGGAGUCCUCCGGGCAGUUGAACCAGUUUGAUGAGACAAACCCAGCAUUGUUAGUCGUUCACAUGACACCAAACCACAUCAUGACCGGACCGAGAUAUCAGAAGUGGAUGAAGAGCUUUGGCAAGAGUACAGAGCACCUCGUCCUGAACGAAACCACAUCCGAGGUCUGCCAUCUUGGUCUGUACUCGAUGCAGGCCCAGCUCAACCUGCUGCACCCCCAGAUCUACCCGCUGCUGCCACACUUCACCAUGGAAGACCCACCCCAGGACAGAGACGUGUUGGCAGUAAAAGCAUGCACCAACCUCAAGUACCAGCUUCGACCUCACAAGGGUUUCAGUUGGGAUCAGUGCUUGAAGCUAGAUCGAGCUGCGUAUGUACAGGAGGCGACGAACCUGGAAGGAUUUUCUGAUCUCCUGGCAGACCUGAAGGAGAAACUCGACUCUGAACCAACCAAAACAUCGGCCGUCUAUCCGGAAGUCGUGUUUCUAGGCACGGGGUCCUCCAUCCCGAGUAAACGCAGGAACGUCAGUGGGAUACUGCUUCAUCUCAGUCAUGACUCGUGUAUGUUUCUUGACUGUGGAGAAGGAACCGCUGCCCAGCUGUACCAUUACUAUGGCAACCAGACUGACAGUAUUCUGCAGAAGGUCAAGGCUGUUUUUGUGUCCCAUCUCCAUGCUGAUCACCACAUGGGACUGUUCAGUCUGGUAGCGGAGAGAAAGAGAGCGUUGCAGGCUGCCGGUCUCCCAUUCACUCCACUGCACCUCCUGGCUCCCGUUCAGAUAUCAAAGUGGCUGAAAUUCUACGGCUCUCAAGUUCAGUCACUCAGAGAUGAACUCAAUUUGAUACCACUACACCACUUCAGUCAGCGUCCAAUAGACAGUGAGCAACGAGAACGCUAUGAGUUCAUUUUGGAUCACCUCGGACUGUCUAAUUUUCUGCCUGUUACUGUGUAUCACUGUCGCAAUGCCUUUGGUGUCUCCAUCAUACACAAAGAUGGCUGGAAGCUAGUCUACUCGGGAGACACAAUGCCCUGUGACAAACUUGUCCGAGCAGGUCAGGACUGUGAUUUGUUAAUUCAUGAAGCCACUAUGGAAGAUGAUUUAGAAGAGGAGGCCAGAUUAAAAACACACAGCACAACUUCACAAGCCAUUAACAUUGGAGUUAAGAUGAGAGCCAAGUUCGUCAUGUUGAACCACUUCAGUCAGCGAUACGCCAAGAUUCCCGUCAUUAACGACAGUCUCACAGGAAAAGUGGGGAUCGCCUUUGAUAACAUGAGGGUACGGAUGUGUGAUCUGCACCUGUUGCCGAUGUUCAACCCAGUCCUCAAGGCUCUCUUUGCCGAAGAACACGCAGCGCUCGAGUACAAAAUGAAUCGCAGAACUAUGAAAAAAGACUUGUUAAGACAACAGCAAGUUAGAUAAUUCUAGGAAUAUGUGUAUACUGACACUCACAGAACUAUGAAGGACUUGUUAUGAAGAUGGCAAGUUAGAUGAUUCUAGGAAUAUGUGUAUACUGACAACACUCACAGAACUAUGAAAAAAGACUUGUUAAGACAACAGCAAGUUAGAUGAUUCCAGGAACAUGUGUAUACUGACAACACUCACAGAACUAUGAAGGACUUGUUAAGACAACAGCAAGUUAGAUGAUUCUAGGAACAUGUGUAUACUGACAACAUUCACAGAACUAUGAAGGACUUUUUAUGAAAAAAAAUUCAUAGGAUCACAAUAUUCAUAGAACCAUGAAGGACUUGUUGUGAAAACAGCAACUGGCCUCGGUGGCGGAGUGGUUAAGCCAUCGGACUAUAGGCUGGUAGGUACAGGGUUCGCAGCCCAGUAGCAGCUCCAACCCAGAGCGAGUUCUUAAGGGCUCAAUGGGUAGGUGUAAGGCCAC
This is a messenger RNA of Gigantopelta aegis, 2915 nucleotides long. RefSeq names its product zinc phosphodiesterase ELAC protein 2-like. The coding region runs from base 107 to 2446 and encodes 779 amino acids. The record is from RefSeq and is a predicted model, not a curated record. Gene Ontology annotation, biological process: mitochondrial tRNA 3'-end processing. Gene Ontology annotation, cellular component: mitochondrion. NCBI's taxonomy places the organism in Eukaryota, Metazoa, Mollusca, Gastropoda, Neomphalida, Peltospiridae. The transcript has 21 exons. Gene Ontology annotation, molecular function: 3'-tRNA processing endoribonuclease activity.